Jatropha curcas is the source of this 1404-nucleotide messenger RNA. NCBI's taxonomy places the organism in Eukaryota, Viridiplantae, Streptophyta, Magnoliopsida, Malpighiales, Euphorbiaceae. The record is from RefSeq and is a predicted model, not a curated record.
AUGUCAAGUUCUAACGGUACCCAUCGUCUUCCUCAAGUAGUUCUCCUGACCAGCUCUGGUGCAGGUCAUCUUACACCUUUACUUCGCGUAGCUGCGUUACUUCUUCACCAUAACUGUCAAAUAACUCUAAUCACUUGCCAUCCUAUUCUCACACUCGCCGAGUCUCAACUCAUCUCUAAGUUCCUAUCAGCUUUUCCUCAAGUCAAAGAAAAACAACUUCAUCUUCUUCCUCAUGAUCCCAAUAAUGUCAAUUCUAAUAUUGACGACCCUUUUCUUCUCCAAUGGGAAACUGCUCGUCGUUCAGUUCGUCAUCUUCUCUUGCCACUUCUCUUGUCAUUAUCUCCAUUUCCUUCUGCUCUUGUCUCUGACGUAACCUUAUUUCCCUCCGUCAUUGAAAUUACUGAAAAUUUAAAUCUUCCUGUCUAUGUUCAAUUCCCUUCUUGUGCAAGAAUGUUCUGUCUUUUCGCUUAUUUUAGUGCAUACAUGACUUCUUCUUCCACUAGAUCUAAUGAUAAUAAUGAUGUUAUUGAAAUUCCAGGCGUUUGGCCAAUGGCUAAAUCGACAGUCCCUCCUUUACUUCUCGAACCGAAAAGCAUCUUCUACUCCAUUUUCAUGGAAGAUAGUAAGAAGAUCCCUAAGUUGAGCGGCAUUUUUAUUCCAACCCUUGAAACGUUAGAAUCAGAGUCAUUAACUGCUCUUAAUAGCGGUAAAGUAGUUGAUGGGGUGCCGCCUAUAUAUCCUAUUGUACUUAUGCCAUGUGAUUUUGAGAAACAUCUUCAAGAAGAAAACAAAAUAAUGAAAUGGCUUGACAAUCAAUCUCCAAGGUCAGUAGUGUAUAUGAAUUUUGGCAGCAAAGCAGCCAUGUCAAGAAAGCAGAUAAAAGAGAUAGGAAACGGAUUAAUAACGAGUGCGUAUCCGUUUCUUUGGGUAGUAAAAGAUAAAGAACUUGAUAAAGAAGAUACAGAGAGCUUGAAUGAGGUUCUUGGAAAUGAUUUAAUGGAGAAGCUAGAAAGAAAAGGGUUAGUAGUUAAAGAAUGGGUUAACCAAGGAGAGAUUCUUGGUCACGAAGCAGUAGGUGGAUUUGUAAGUCAUUGUGGGUGGAACUCAGUGCUUGAGGCUAUAUGGCAUGGCGUGCGCUUGCUUGCAUGGCCUCCAAAAGGAGAUCAGAAGGUAAAUGCAGAGGCAAUCGACAGGGGUGGGUUUGGUUUGUGGACAAGAACUUGGGGAUGGGCUGCAGAGAUGGUAGUGAAAGGGGAAGAACUUGGGGAAAGAAUUAAAGAAAUGAUGACAAGUGAAGAGUUGAAAUUGAGAGCUGAACACAUUAGGGUGGAGGCAAGGAAGGCUGUCGGUGAUGGUGGUAGCAAUGAAAUUGUGAUCAAGGAACUAAUUGAGAAAUGGAAGUAA